UCGCUUGGCUGCGUGGUUCUCUUCGCCUCUGUGUCCCCUGUUUAGAGUUCUCCGGGCCCCUGACGGACCGGGUAGGCUCUGGGUGGGGGCCAGCACCUCAUCUAUUCCCAGAAGCUGGCAUCAGACCUCCAUCAGUGAGGAAGACUGCUGAGGGCUUGGGGAAAAAUUGUCGUAGAAAGCGUUUUAACUCGCUGUCGUUGCUGUCCGCCGAAAUCUGGCCGUGCCACGCUUAGGUGGCUUCAUCAUGGAUGCGAUUGUUUGUGAGUAUAUCCGAAGAACUGUACUAAAAAUCCCACGAGAUGAAAUCAGGACAGUGCUACAGCAAUGGGGCUUUCUCUCUGAGACUCAGCUGCAAACAAUAAACUUUAAUCAGACAAAGGAAAACGUUUCUCAAUAUGUUGCUCAUGUCUGUGAGGAAAAUUCUGUAGAUAUAAAGCAAGCAGCUGUCUUAGACUUAAUUUACAACCACAUCCACUCAAACAAAAGAAUGUGGAGUGUUUACCAGAUGAGCAAAACAGGGGAAGAAACAGAAUUUUUUGACUUAACAGAUUUCAAAACAAAAUUUAAAAGACAACUUCGGUCAGCCUUGAAAAAUGUCACCAUCAACCUUAGAGAAUAUGAGGAUAAUGCAAUCUGGAUUAGAAUUGCCUGGGGAACACAACAUACAAAACCAAACCAGUACAAAGCCAGUUAUGUUGUAUACUAUUCACAGACUCCCUACGUCUUCAUUUCUCUCUCAAUUCUUAAGAGCAACUUGCCUCUGCUAUGUCAGGCUCUGGUUGUUGCUUCCAAUUACCACGACAUCCGCGAACUGGAGCUUCGAGGUCAUUGUUUAAACUCCCUUAAAGAUAUUGUGUUUAAGACAUAUAGCCAGAAUUUCCAAACUUGCUAUCCAAGACAUAUACAAGAAAAGAAUGUAGCACCAAAAAGUGAUUUAAGGAUAAUUCAAGAAAACAGGAAUGAGAAAGAAAGAAUGCAGAGAGCAAAUUGGGAAGUUUUUAGUGAUGGUCCCCAACCAAAACUCGAAUUUGCACAAUAUAAGCUUGAUACAAUGUUUAAAGGUGAUCCUAAAAUGAAUGUUUUGGAUAGAAGAGAACCAUUCAGAUGUCUGGUCAAGUUUUCUAGUCCACAUCUUUUAGAAGCACUGAAAUCCUUGGCACCAGCAGGUAUGGCUGAUGCACCACUUUCACCACUACUUACAUGUAUACCACAUAAAGCUAUGAAUUAUUUUAAAAUUAAAGAUAGAGAAGGUAUCUCUGCAGGAAGCUUUGUAAGCCCUUAAUUUAAAACUGAUUCGCUGAAAAUAUACAACUCAUUUAUUAGUGGUAUCAGUCUAAAUCCUAAUAAAUCUCAAAACGGAUUUUUUAAAAGUAACUUAUUCUUUGGUAAUACCUUAAAGUUUUUUUCCAAAUUAAGGCUGCUUUGAAUUAUUUUUCCACAUUUGUCUUUAACAGAAGAUUUUGCCCUUUCCUUAACUAAUAAAAAAAUGACUUGUGAAGUUUAAACAGACGUAGUGGUUAUUUAAAACUUAAAUGUGAUGACUGCUAUUAACUAUCUUUAAUAGCAUUGGUGAAGUUUAGAGCUAGUUAAAGCUCUUUAAAGAUACGAGACAGCUGUAGCUGCUUGGUUUACUAUCAUAGCUGUAGAUGGCCAAGAUAUUCUUGGUGCCUCCUUCUUUCAGCUCCAGUUCAGCAGUGUAACAGAAUAUGUGCCCCAGUUUGAACAUCUGAAUAGUCCUAUUCAAGUCAGUGGGACUACUUGUCUGCAGGUCAGGCGUGGUUUUGUCUUGGUAGAUGAAGAUUAUAUUCAAAGACCAUUACAGGGCAUGGGGAAGAAGGGACUCUUGAAAUAUAGAUGUCAGUUAAGAGUUUCCAUCCAGCUUUAAUGGAUAUUAAUACAGGUCCAGUGGUUUUACUUGUCAAGAGCAGCAGCCAAUAAUAAAUACUUAAAAAAAAAAAAAAAUCUGUCUAUUGGUAUUAAUGUCUUACAAAAUUUUAUCUUAGUGGAAUACAGUGAAACAGGCAAUACUUUUUUUUUUUUAUAGGAAGUCCAUGGUUUAGAAUAUUUAAAUUAAGAUUUGAUCCUUCUUCAAUCCUUGCACACUACUGCUUUUUUGUGCUAGGGGAUAUAAAGAUUGCAGAAUUGGGAUAGCAACAUUCACUAGUGCAAAUAUCUUUGCACUGGAGUUCUUUAGAGCUGGUAAAUUGUUAAUUAUACAGGUAUUUUUCUGUAACUUGCUGCAUCAGUUUUAAUUUGAGAUGGAUUUGAUCUGAAGAUUCAGUUAUCGUGUACAAGUGUUCCUUUUUGAAUAGUUACCUGCAACCUUUGUGCAUGUACGUUGUGUAUAUGGAAUUUCCAAUUUGCUUUGGGUAUGUCAGUAUGCAGAGGCAGUCUUCAUAACUUCAUGGCUCAGGGUAAAUAUUUUGAGAAGUUGGAUGGGAAUGAUUUUGGUUUUUAAACUGUAAAUAAAUGUGUAAAUUAAGUCUUCUCCAUAGAAAUUGGUUUGGCCUGACUUGGAAACAUGACUUAAGAUAC
Messenger RNA from Tyto alba (common barn owl), 2535 nucleotides. It is a transcript of the gene CENPN, whose product is annotated as centromere protein N. The coding region runs from base 245 to 1282 and encodes 345 amino acids. The transcript is spliced from 11 exons. Gene Ontology annotation, biological process: chromosome segregation; CENP-A containing chromatin assembly. The record is from RefSeq and is a predicted model, not a curated record. Lineage: Eukaryota; Metazoa; Chordata; Aves; Strigiformes; Tytonidae.